CUCUCGGCCGCCCGUUGUCGCACAGCCGGCUCCCGCUGGGGAUGGACUCCCCCGAGCCCGGGCCGGUAGACCUGGACGAGGCGUCGCGGCUCCGCUCGCUCUUCGUGGCUUGCGACGUGAACGGCUCGGGCCGGAUCGAGCGCGACGAUUUCGGCGCCUUGUGUGCCGAGCUGCGGCUCUCGCCCGCGGAGGCCGAGGCGAUCUUCCAGCGCCUGGACACCGACCGGGACGGCGCCAUCACUUUCCAGGAGUUCGCGCGCGGUUUCCGCGGGGAGCCCGCUCCAGAAGCGGCUGCCGUCUCCUCAGCGGCGGCCGUNGCGCCGUCGGGGACACCCGCGGUGGAACCGGGCCGGGCUUGGAGGGAGUUUGAGGCUCGGCUCGGCGAGGAGGCCGGCUACAUCCCCAGGCAAGAACAGGUCAGCACUCUGUAUCAGAACAUCAAUAUAGUGGAACCACGAUUAAUUCAGCCUUAUGAACAUGUUAUUAAAAACUUUAUUCGUGAGAUCAAGCUUCAGAGUACAGAGAUGGAAAACUUAGCCAUAGCUGUAAAAAGAGCACAAGAUAAAGCAGCAAUGCAGCUUGGUGAACUAGAAGAGGAGAUGGACCAACGUAUACAAGCUGCAGAGCAUAAAAUAAAAAAGGAGGAAAAACAGAAAGCAGAAGAAGCUCUCAAUGAUCUCAAGCGCCAGUAUGAAGCAGAAGUUGGAGAUCUUCAAGUGACUAUAAAAAAAUUAAAAAUGCUUGAAGAACAAUCCAAAAGCAUUAAUCACAAAGAAGAUUUAGUGGCAAUGAAGAUGAAGAUUCAUGAGCUGACCUUGGAAAACCAGAAACUUAAAAAAGAACUUAUGGAAGCACAGACAAAUAUAGCUUUCCUUCAGAGUGAAUUAGAUACCUUGAAAAGUGAUAUUGCCGAUCAAAGUUUGAGUUCAGAAAGAGACCUAGACAUGAUCAGAGGAUACACAGAAGACAGAGAUAGCUUGGAAAGGCAAAUAGCAAUGCUACAAUCAGCUAACAGGAAACUUCAUGACAGCAAUGAUGGUUUAAGAAGUGCACUAGAGAACAGCUGGAGCAUAUACAACAGAUCACUGCGUCUAACAAAUAUUUCUCCAGGGAAUACACUUUCCAGAAGCAGUCCUAAGCUUAGUGGGGGCCAGUCUCUCCAGAAUCUUCAGUAUGACAGGUCAUCACAUUCGUUGUAUUUUGAUGAAGACGAUUCUCUAGCACUUUGUGAUCCUAUGCAAAGGGCCAAUUGUGAGGUUGACAGCCUGCCUGAAAGUUGCUUUGACAGUGGCCUGUCUACACUGAGAGAUUCAAAUGAAUACGAUUCAGAAGUCGAAUCAAAGCAUCAAAAGAUUUCUCGAAAGUCACGGUGUCCACAGGAAAGCUUAACAGGCGACGCUUCUGAUACAGACGUCCCUGAUAUCCGAGAUGAAGAAGUGUAUAGUCCUGAUGAAGCCAGUACAGUGUUGGACUGGAAACCCACCCACCCAGUCAGCCGAAGCAGCUCUGGAGCUUCAACAAGGAAAUGCAUCCCAGUCAUGUCUCCCCAGUCAGACUCCACAGAUUCUAACUCCAGAUACCCAAGCUCAGAAAAGGCAUACAAGAUAGUCCUUGCUGGGGAUGCAGCAGUUGGAAAAUCCAGCUUCCUUAUGAGACUUUGUAAAAAUGAAUUUCGGGGGAACACCAGCGCAACUCUAGGGGUUGACUUUCAAAUGAAGAGGCUUAUUGUUGAUGGGGAACCAACAGUGCUACAACUGUGGGACACAGCAGGUCAAGAGCGAUUUCGCAGUAUUGCUAAAUCAUAUUUCAGAAGAGCGGAUGGAGUGCUUCUGCUGUAUGAUGUUACCUGUGAGAAAAGUUUCCUAAAUGUACGAGAGUGGGUGGAUAUGAUUGCGGAUGCAACACAUGAAAACAUCCCCAUCAUGAUGGUGGGAAACAAAUCAGAUCUCCGCCAAGUGGUUUCUGAGCAAGGACAGAAAUGUGUACCAACAAGCUAUGGAGAGAAACUGGCUAUGGCUUACAGUGCUCUGUUCUGUGAAACAAGUGCUAAAGAUGGCUCUAAUAUUGUGGAGGCGGUACUUCACCUUGCUCGAGAAGUCCGAAAAAGAAGUGACAGCAGAGAUGAUGACAAGUCAGUCACUAAUCUGUCAGGGACAACGCUUAAAAAGUCUGCAUUCACAAAAAAUUGCUGCAGCAUUUAGAAAUCAAGUGCUCAUUGGUUCUAAAGAAAGAGACUUCCCUCUGCUUUAAAAAAAAUAAAGGAUUUUGGCAUAUAUUAUGCAGGACUGUUGGUGGCGGGAAUGAUGGGAACCCUUACUCCACAGCCAUCUUCACUGCUCUCUAUGUUCAACAGCAAAUUCUAAACUAUUGAGCAAAACCAAGCCAGGGAGUACAACGUCCUUGGGCCUGCAGCAGCAUCAGUCAUUCGUGCAUGUUGGUUCCUGAAGAAAAGGCUUCGCCACCUCAAAUCACAUGUGCUUUUUAAAAGCCAACCUGCCUGGUGAAGAUUUAAAUAAGGCAUACUUUGUCCUAUGAGUAUACAUGUAAAUAUUACACUUUGUAACACAGAAGCACCAUAGACCAUUUUUCUGGCUUGCAAAAUGGAAAACAUUAGCUGCUGUUCCUGAAAUUUCAUCCCCAACCUGAAACCAGCAUCAUGCUUGUUUUGAAAGAAUUGAGGACUUCUGAGCUUCUUCAUGAAAAACACUGGAACUAGAUGUCUGCUGGUAAGGUUAACUGUGGACAAUAUUUGAGAUUUUGCUCAUGUUCGGCCUCCUACAUUAAUGGGCUGGAUUCAUAAUUAGUCAUACAGGAGACCCAUCAAAAUCAAAGGGACUUACAUUAGUAAUGGCAAAAUUAAGUCCCAUGGAUUACGGUGAUUCGCUUGGGAAACAAUUAGUCUGAAGUGUUAUUAUUCUCUGUGUUGUAAAUGUGCGUCCUCCUGAUUAUCUUUAUGAGAAAUAUUUUGAAGUCACAUAAGUAUUCAUUGAAAUUCUGGUGGCACACAGGUGCUGCAGUUUGUGCAGUGUUUGUGACACUGUUGCUUUAUUCUGAUGAUGUUGAAAAAUGGAUGUCGAAGUUGCUAGUUCCUGGUUCAUGGCAACAGAUGUGGACCAAAGAAUGAAAGCAUAUUGGCUGAGAAUGAAAAGCUUGGGAUUUUUAAUAUAUGUUUUAAAUUUAUAUGUGCUUUAUUAUAUUUCUAAAUUUGUAU
This is a messenger RNA of Pogona vitticeps (central bearded dragon), 3211 nucleotides long. The record is from RefSeq and is a predicted model, not a curated record. NCBI's taxonomy places the organism in Eukaryota, Metazoa, Chordata, Lepidosauria, Squamata, Agamidae.